AUCAAACGAACAUCAAAAUGGUACCACUGCAUCUAGCCCAAUUUUUUCGCGCUCAAACGAAACGUCCCAAACGUUUGGUCUUCGUUCAGAAGUUGGUCGCAUUCUGUUGAUAAAAAUGGGAUGGAAAGAAGGAGAGCAAGUAGGCAUUGGAUCCGCCAAUCCUGGUCUGAUGAAGCCCAUUGAGAUCGUGAUGAAAAAUGAUAGGAGAGGACUGCAAACUUCUGAAGAAAGCCUAAGAAUGAUAAACAUCGAAAAAAGAAUUUAUAAAGGUCAGCACCCAGUGUCUUACUUGAUUAUAUUUUGUUUGAAGAGAAGAUGGCUGAUGCCAGAGUUCGAGCUUGUUGAUGAAGGAGGUCCUCCCCAUAUGAAGUUUUUUAUUUAUAAGGUAAGGGUUAAUGGCGUGGACUAUCAGCCGGCAACAAGCAGCUGCAACAAGAAGUCCGCUAAAGUGGAGGCAGCUAUUUGUUGCCUGCAGAAAAUUGACCAUCUCGGUUGAUUCGCAGUGAGUAAGAGAAGCAGUGAAAGAAAUGAUGAAAUUAAUGGCCUGCUUUUUACAUUCUCAAAUAUAUUUACACUAUUUAAAUAUUGCAUACUGUUUUAUUAACUAACGUUCGAAAAUUUAGGAAGUGUGAAAAAUGUACAAAUAUCAUUUCUAAUUUUGUACAGAAUACAUUUUUUAUACAAUUUUACACAUCUCGCGCUAUCGUUUAAAUUCAAAUUACUUUUAUUUAUCAAAUAAUCAAAAAACGU
This is a messenger RNA of Helobdella robusta, 750 nucleotides long. RefSeq lists its product as hypothetical. Gene Ontology annotation, biological process: regulation of cell cycle; regulation of RNA splicing. The record is from RefSeq and is a predicted model, not a curated record. The coding region runs from base 116 to 496 and encodes 126 amino acids. Gene Ontology annotation, molecular function: RNA binding. NCBI's taxonomy places the organism in Eukaryota, Metazoa, Annelida, Clitellata, Rhynchobdellida, Glossiphoniidae. The transcript is spliced from 4 exons.